This is a messenger RNA of Penicillium oxalicum, 3378 nucleotides long. Its product is annotated as sporulation-specific 71 family protein. Lineage: Eukaryota; Fungi; Ascomycota; Eurotiomycetes; Eurotiales; Aspergillaceae. The record is from RefSeq and is a predicted model, not a curated record. Gene Ontology annotation, biological process: protein localization to prospore membrane; ascospore-type prospore membrane formation. Bases 1 to 3378 code for a protein of 1125 amino acids. The transcript has 3 exons. Gene Ontology annotation, cellular component: prospore membrane.
AUGACUCCCCAGGUCCAAUCCAACGAGACUGGCUCGCAGUGCCCAGGCGCGAUGGACGAGGGGCAAUAUCAGGGGCUGCGGAGAGGAUCAUAUACGGAGCAGCAAUUGCGCCAUGCAUCUGCCCAUCAUCUCCAUAUGACCAGCCGACGCUUCUUCGUUGGACCGAUUCCAGAGGGAUGGAUCAAUGGCCAUCGAAAAUCAUGGCACCAUGCUCGCUUACGAUUCAAGAAUUACUCGUCGAAGUCGCUCUCCUUUUCCAUCGAUCCUGUGGCUGCCCACUAUAAUCAGGAGGAAAUCCACGACCCGGAACAUAUGGACAAUCAACCGGCUCAAGAAGCCAUCAUUACGCUGAGCGAUUCACCUGAUCGAUCAGGCACAGAGGAUGAUAGCGCAGCGGAAUCAGUCGAAUAUGAUGAAGACAGCCCCGGGGAGUUGCGUACCCUGUCUCACCCCACGGCGGAAAACGAAGUGAUCGAGAUGCAACCCGAGGACGAGGAUCUAUCCGGAGAAUCAAAUGCUACUGCUCGCCCUACACCGGAGAACGAAAGUGCGAGUACGCGUCUUGAAGGCGGGUGCCCAUCCGAAGAAGAUUCCGAUGCAACUCCACGGGCGAGUGCCCAGAUUCGCAGCGGUGAGUCUGAGGCUUCGAGUGACGGUGAUAAUGCGAGCGACGAUGGUAAAACAGCCUCGUCGUACGUGACCGCGAGGGAAGAAGUCGCAAGCAGCAUUGGUACGGGCCAGACCUCCUCCACUAUUCAGCCUUCGAGACCAUCGCUGGGAAAUCGAGAGAGGUCACAAAGGUCGCAGCAUUUGACUAUCGUCGAGGAUAGGCACGGCAGUCCCCUCACUUCGAGUCCUUCUGCGGCUCCAAGCGAAGCUGACUCUACAACUAGACUGCUCAAGCCCAGGCCUCAAUACCAAAGAUCAAAAAGUAAAGCAUCUGCUGCGUCUGGAAAGACUUUGGAUCGACAGGAGCCGCAAAAUGAGGACGAUGUGGGACAGGAAAGCUCCAUUUAUGAACGAGCAAGGCACCGGAAAAUCACCAAGAAAAUCGCCCGAUUCAACUUGGACGAUAAUGUUUUGGAUAAGCAGCAAAGAUUGCGUUCCCGAAUUACUCGAACCCACGGCGCGAUCUCUGCGAACCGUCCGCGUCGGCGCAAAGUGCAAGAUGGGGAGAUCAUCAAGGCAGAGAAGAUGCUCGUCCUGGUCGAGGAGACGCUCCAAGACACCUUGCCGCAAGACUAUCAGGAGAAUGACUCUUUACGGAUGGAAUCUCGGACCGUGGAAAGAUGGAAAGAAUUUCUUGUCGUUUGUCGGAAAGGAUCCACCGACGAGAGCCCCUUCGUUCUGCAAAUGUACCGCACUCGUGUGAUUCCAGAUGCUCAAAGCCCGAGCAGCAAAUCCAAACCUUACUGGAAUGUGCGCCUGAAUAAGAAGACUACGAAAGUGAACCUCUAUUCAGCUCUCGACAAAACUAUCGUGAUAUGGCAUCCCCGCAAGCGUGGCAACCGAAUAUUUAUCAUCCGUCCAAAGUCUGCAGCUCAUGCCACGGAAUGGUAUACGUUGAUCCGACAGAUUCUUGGAUGGCGGCGCCCGAGCAUGCUUCCAAUUAGCGUGCCUGAUCUGGGUGUUUCCCUCAUCUUCAAUAACCCAUUCGGCCAACUUGAAGAACGGCUCGGCUUGAAGAAUGAUGGCGGCCAGCACACGACGGUACUAGGUCGGGCUGCGGCACACGAGGGCUUUGUAGCCUCGGCUAUUGUCAAAGGCUGCAUAGAGAUUUUGAAAGAUUGCCCGGAAUGGUCUGAGGUCCUGAGUUCUUGGUCAAAGACGCAAAAGAUGGGUCUUGCUUGGAGGAGAUACGACCGCCUUGAAUGGAUUCACGGGGCACAGGAAGAGAACAUGUAUGGAACGAUGGCGAUGCAGUCCGCACAUGAACUCGAGCUACGACCACGAUAUCAUUAUCCCACAGCUACCAAGAAGGGACUUGCCAAAGAAGUGGAACCUCCUCCUAUCGAAGGCUUCCUCAUCCGACUGACCUCCCAGAAAGGCUUACAUCAACGGAUGAACAAGAUGUUUUUCAAAAGACUAUAUUUCUAUUCACAUGAUCACUUCUUGUUUUUCUGCCGGCCAGCGAGGGCAAUGCCGCCUGGACCGCCAAAGUUACAGUUCAUGGAAGGUUCGGAUAUGCCAACUACGCGCCAGAUCAUGGAUCGAAUGCCAAUGUGGUGGGACGUUGAGCCCUUUCCUCUAGAGGACGGGGAAAUUUCCUGGCUCAAGAGUGGCAACCCGGAUUUUGUUCGGCAUCAUGACGAAGAGGCGUUUGCCCAGUAUCGGAGAAAUGUGCACAAUAUUGGACAAGCCGAAGGAUAUCUUGAUCUCUGCAAAGUGACCAAAAUUCGCAACAUGUGUUAUGGCAGCUCUCCCGCCGAUCCCAAUAUCUCUGAAGGGCCUUCGGUAGACUUUCAUCCAGAGCCCAACGACAAUCGUCAAGAGGACGGUGCGACCAAGGAGUUCGAGACCGAUCGGAUUUUCGAAAUGGUUCUCGAGAACGGACUUGUUAUUCGCCUCCAGGCUUUUGACAAAGCUACGAGAGAUCAGUGGGUCAGGGGAAUGGAUGCAUUGGUGAAAUACUGGAAGAUGCGCUGUUUUGACGAUGCCGCUGAACUUCACUCUGUGCGUCAGAGAAAUCUGAAAAUUCUCGAGAUUGAUGAAGAGCUGGAGUCAAUCGUGGGGCAGUUUGCACAGAAAUGGGAACUGAAGAAGGCCGAGGCAUCGCCACACUUACAUAACAUGUGUGCGCUGGCUGGUUGUCGGCCGAUCAAGAUGGCUGGUCAGCUCUAUCGCAAGCCCCGCCGCCAUGCGACAUUUGCCAAAUGCCAGGUUGUCCUUACAGCAGGUAAACUAGUCAUCUUUCGGAGCACACUUCGCCAGCGGAGUGGUACAGAAGUCCCCCACAUUCAUCAAGACCAUGAUUCCACCAUUGACCUGAGCGAUUGUUACAUUUACUCUGGACUUGCGACUGAAGCCGAUUUGCUCUACGCCAACCAAACAUUUGACAGCAACAAUCCGGGCGUGCAUGCUCUCCCGCGAGUGUACCUUGCGUCAGACACAUUCACAAGCCAGGACGAAGACACGGCAAUUACCUUCGUAAUUUGGCAGCCUCUACGAAAGAGCUUCUUCCGCACCGAGCAUAAAGCUACCCAGGGCAAAGUGACGAGAUCCCUGCGACAUGUGUCAACACUGGGCAAGCUUGGCCGAACGAUUGUCUUCAAAGCCCGUAGCCGUGUGGAGAGAGACCGUUGGGUCUUGAGCAUUUCGUCGGAGAUUGACCGGCUGCAGGAAGAGAUGCCGGAGGAAAUGCGCAUUAUCUCUACUUAA